Molecule: messenger RNA, 921 nt
Organism: Eruca vesicaria subsp. sativa (arugula)
Lineage: Eukaryota; Viridiplantae; Streptophyta; Magnoliopsida; Brassicales; Brassicaceae
Source: the annotation of a GenBank genome assembly
AUGAAGGACGCCGUCAACGACUCCUUCUCCCCGGGAUCUUCCCGUCCUUCCCCGUCGACGCUCUCCCGAGAAGACUACUGGAGCGAGGAGGCGACCUUCACGCUGAUCCACGCCUGGGGCCGCCGCUUCGUCGACCAAAGCCGAGGCGGCCUCCGUCAGAAACACUGGCAGGAGGUUGCUAACGCCGUCAACGACCGUCACUUCAACACCGGCCGCAACGUCUCCGCGGCGAAAUCGCAGCCUUACCGCACCGACGUCCAGUGUAAGAACCGGAUUGACACGCUGAAGAAGAAGUACAAGGUCGAGAAGGCUAGGGUUUCGGAUUCCUACGUCAGCGCGUGGCCCUUCUUCUCCGAUCUCGACGAGCUUCUCCGGGAAACGUUCCCGACGGCGGCGGCGGCGGCGUCUAGUGAUAACAGCCAGAGGAUUCCGUCGCUGCCGAUUGUAACGGUUCCCGUCGCUCCACGAUCGGCGAUCUCCAGACGUCCGGCGAUGAUGUCUCUCGGCGGGGAGAAUUUGCUCGGAUUCCGCGGGAAUCUGAACGCGUUCGCGGCGGCGGCGGCGGCAGCUGCGUCUCCGGGGUAUGAGGAUGAUUCUGACGGGUCGAGGUCUAGAUCGAGCGGAGGUAAUAGCAGGAAGCGGCGAGAGAGGGAGGUUGAGAUUGAGAUUGAGGAGAGGAAGAAGGGAUACAAGGAAGUAGCGGAGGCGAUUGAGAGGUUUGGGAAGAUAUAUGAGAAGGUGGAGGAGAGGAAGAGGAAGGAGAUGGUUGAGUUGGAGAAGCAGAGGAUGAGGUUUGCUAAGGAGUUGGAGUGUCAUAGGAUGCAGCUGUUUACUGAGAUGCAGGUUCGUCUUCACAAGCUUAGGCGUAGCUCUGGUUCUAAUGGUCCGGCUUCUUCCGCUGCUACCACCGGUGAGACGUGA